AUGCGGGUGCGUCCUUUGCUGCUGCUGCUGCUGCUGUGCGUGGCUUGCUGCUGCAGUCUGUGCCCAGCAGCAAGCAGGGGGCUGCCUGCUGCUGCAGCGCAGCAGCAGCUGCUGCGGCUGCUGGAGGCGCCGCGCCGCAGCAGCAGCAGCAGCAGCAGCAGCAGCGGGCUGCUGUCCUCAGUUGCUGCUUCUGCGUCGAACGCCGUUGCUGCUGCUGCUGCUGCUGCAGUGCAGCGGGUCCGCAGCAGCAGCUUCUUCAAAGACCUGCAGCUGCUGCUGCGGCCCCCGGACACAGCCCUUGGGGUGUACAGACAGCUGCUGCAGAGUGUGGGGCCGGGGCUGGUGGCUUACUUGGGGUGUCUGGACAGCUUGGGGCCGCAGCUGCUGCUGCAGGCGCAGCAGCAACUUGCUGCUGCUGCUCCUGCCUGUGGGGCGCUGCUGCAGUCCCUUUCGCAGCAGCAGCACUUCAAGAAGGAGGAGACACUUUUCCGCCGCAUGCAUUUGCUGCGCAGCAAGCUGCAGCUCAUUCGCGCCAUGCAGCAGCAGCAGCAGCAGCAGCAGCAGCAGCAGCAGCAGCAGCAGCAGGGGCCGCAGUUCGAGGCGUUUGUGGGGAAGGUUUUGGAGACACUUGAGGGAGACAGUUGGCGGGCCUUGAGCACUUUGGUGCGGCUGCUGCUGCCGCAGCAGCAGCAGCAGCAGCAGCAGCAGCAGCAGCAGCAGCAGCACGAAGCAGCAAAAAGGCUGCUGCGGAAGACCAGCCGCGUUUGGCUGGAGGCUCUUUACCUGGGCAGGGAGGCAGCAGACGCCCUCAGCAGCAGCAGCAGCAGCAGCAGCAGCAGCAGCGAGCAGCAGCGGCACCGCAGGAGACUUGCUGCUGCAGCAAGAGACGCUGCUGCGCUCGACGCAUGCGCUGCAGCAGCAGCAAAGCUGCUGCGGCCCCACACAGCAGCAGCAGCAGCAGCAGCAGCUUUUGUGUCCUACGAAGCAACGCCGUCUCUUACAGAAGACGAAGUUUGCCUCAGACUAAAGGACAUGCCGCAGCAGCAGCAGCAGCAGCAGCAGCAGCAGCAGCCGAGGUGGCCGCAGAAGCAGCAGCAGCAGCAGCGGCAGCAGCAGCGCUUCUUGUCUUCUCUUGCGCAGCAGCUGCAGCUGCAGCAAAACUUGUCUCGCGGCCUCAAUCUUACCAGCGAGCAGCAGCAGCUGCUGACACAGCCUAUUAACGCGUCGCUGCAGCAGCAGCAGCAGCUGCAGCAGCAGCAGCAGCAGCAACAGCUGCAGCAGCAGCUGCAGCAACAGCUGCAGCAGCAACAGCUGCAGCAACAGCUGCAGCAGCAGCACCUGCAGCAGCAGCAGUGGAUGCAGCAGCAGGAGUGGCUGCAGCAGCAGCAGCACGACCAGCUCCAGCAACAUCAAGAGCAGCAAACCCAGCAGCUGCUGCAGCAGCAGCAGCACAUGCAGCUGCUGCAGCAGCAAUACUUGCAGCAGCAGCAGCUCCAGCCGCAGCAUGCACAGCAGCAGCACAUGCAGCCGCAGCAGCAGCAAUACUUGCAGCAGCAGCAGCAGCAGCAGCAGCAGCAGCAGGUCCCCGUACCUCUAGAGGAUUUGUACGCGUCACUUAAGGACCCUCUGGGGCUACUGCAGCAGCAGCAGCAGCAGCAGCAGCAGCAGCAGCAGCAGCAGCAGCACUAG
Eimeria necatrix is the source of this 1689-nucleotide messenger RNA. RefSeq lists its product as hypothetical. NCBI's taxonomy places the organism in Eukaryota, Apicomplexa, Conoidasida, Eucoccidiorida, Eimeriidae. The record is from RefSeq and is a predicted model, not a curated record. Bases 1 to 1689 code for a protein of 562 amino acids. The transcript has a single exon.